Scophthalmus maximus (turbot) is the source of this 3291-nucleotide messenger RNA. It is a transcript of the gene cers2a, whose product is annotated as ceramide synthase 2a. Gene Ontology annotation, cellular component: membrane. The transcript is spliced from 11 exons. The record is from RefSeq and is a predicted model, not a curated record. Gene Ontology annotation, biological process: ceramide biosynthetic process. Gene Ontology annotation, molecular function: sphingosine N-acyltransferase activity; DNA binding. NCBI's taxonomy places the organism in Eukaryota, Metazoa, Chordata, Actinopteri, Pleuronectiformes, Scophthalmidae. Bases 417 to 1562 code for a protein of 381 amino acids.
UCCGACUACUUGAAGUACCCGGCUGAACAGCAACAAGCCGAGGCCCAUUCACGCGGAAAAGUGAUAAACUGAACAGCAACUGUCCCCCGGUUGACACCCGCCUGACGUCGCGAGCCACAGACGAGGAGGAGGAGGGGGGGGGGGGGAAAGAAAGUGCGACACAGUUGUUGUGUGGUUUCUUCUUCUUCGUCUUCUUCUUCUCCUGAGAAUGUGGCGAACCUGAGGUCGAGAGGAGGAGGAGAAGAAGAAGAAGACGACGUCGGAGUGUGGCCCACACGGCUCGAUCAACAAGUUGGAAUGUGUUUGACAGCGAGGACUACCUGAAAUCCCCUCAGCUACGACCGGAACAGAGGGAGAGCCGCAGCCGAACCGCUUCCCGCAGCACGUUGCCCGCCCCGCCUCGACGCGAGCACAGGAUGUCUCGGCUGAGCGAGCUGAUAUGGGCCGACUGGAUUUGGUUCCCUGAAGGCCACGGCUGGGCUGACCUGAAGGACCACGAUGACAAAGUCUUCCCUAAAAUGCAGGACCUCUGGGCCACCGUCCCCAUCGCUGUCUGCUUCCUGAUCCUCAGGCAGAUAUUCGAGAAGACUGUAGCGGUUCCGCUGGCCUCUCUGCUGGGAGUCAGUGACAAACAGCGGGUUUGUGCUCCUUCAAAUCCCCCCCUGGAAUCCUAUUUCUGCAGCACAUCAAAGCAUCCCACACAGAGCUCCAUAGAGAGUUUAAGUAAACAGACGGGCUGUUCAGUGCGACAGGUUCAGAGGUGGUUCAGGCAGCGGAGGAACCAGGACCGGCCCUGCAAGCUCACAAAGUUUCGGGAAGCAAGUUGGAGAUUCACCUUUUACCUUGGUGCUUUCUUUGCUGGCCUGGCCGUCCUUAUCGAUAAACCAUGGUUCUAUGAUAUGAAGCAGAUGUGGGAAGACUUCCCGAAAAUGCCGCUGUUGCCUUCUCAAUACUGGUACUACAUGAUGGAACUAGGCUUCUAUCUCUCGCUGCUUUUUAGCGUAGCCUCGGAUGUCAAACGUAAGGAUUUCAAAGAGCAGAUAGUUCACCAUGUGGCUACCAUCGUCCUUAUCAGUUUCUCCUGGCUGGUCAACUACAUCCGGGCAGGGACUUUGAUCAUGUUGGUGCACGAUGCCUCAGACUAUCUGAUGGAGUCAGCCAAAAUGUUCAACUACGCAGGUUGGAGGAAGACCUGCAACUUAAUCUUCACCGUGUUCGCAGCUGUUUUCAUCAUCACCCGCCUCGUCAUCCUCCCCUUUUGGAUCAUGUAUACGACAUGGGUGUACCCCCUGACCCUCUACCCCGCCUUCUUCGGCUUCUACUUCUUCAACGGGCUGCUGGUUGUGCUGCUGAUUCUGCAUAUCUUCUGGGCUGCGCUCAUCAUGCGGAUGGUCAUCAAAUUCCUCCCAGGAAACGACAUUGUCGAGGACGAGCGGAGCGAUAAGGAGGAGACCGAGUCAGAGGAGGAAGACAAUGGCCGCGAGUGGAGGGAAAAAUCCAAAAAUGGCCACAUGCAGAACGGUCACACGCCCCUCAACAACAACCACAGAAAGAGGUACUGAUUGGACAGUGAAAGGGUGGAGAGAGAAGAGACAACAGGGCCUUCACCUGGAAGCCAAAGAACGGCAUGUUGAAUGGGUCAGCAGGCAGCACACACACACACACACACACACACACACAUACACACACACACACACACACACACACACACACGCACACACGCAAACGCACACACACAAAUACACAUACAUACACUCACAUAUCUAUACGCUCUUUUUCUGAAACCCUGGUAGUCUAAUGUGGAUGAUUUCACGUCUCUGUGGAUUACUCUAAAGUAAAUGGAGAGAGGACGACUGCACUGGAGAACCACAAUGAUCUGCUGCGCGUCCGAGCAGCCGAGUGGUUUUCUCACGAUUCAGGCCUUCUCCUCUUUUCCCACUUGAGUGUAAUUUGCUAUUUGCUGUUGACCAAGUUGCAGAGACUGCCUGCUUGUAGCCUUUUGUUUUGUUACUGGAAGUGUUUUAGGAGAUGCCGUGGUCAGGUCGGGGCGUUUCCCAUCCUGCACACAGUCAGUUAACACUCUUCUAAGUAUCACUGCUCUUAAACGUGACUGAUUUUCUUUUUUUUUGCUCCAAAUAACCACACUGAAGUCACUGACAUUGCGAGGAGCGCUAAGGUGAAGGUGCCUUUCUAUGGACCAUAAGUUGACAAGUCUAUUUACACGAACGUCCAGAGUUUUCAGAGUUUAUAAAUUAUAUCUGUUGAAGUUAAUCUUUGCACAUGGCAUUUUGUCACUUCAGUUGUUGCCCGAUGGUUUUGAGUCAGUGUUGCGAAAGCAUUUGUUCCAGUGAUAUUUCAAGCAAAAAUAAUUGGUGAUAAAAAAUAAUUAUUUUAACAGUACGAGGAAGUGCUCCAUCUGCCAGGUGUGUUGAAAUGUGCCUGGUGUUUGUCUUAAGAUGCUUCGCCUUGUCGGCAGCAGAACGCACAGAGAUGAUUUUAAAUGUUUUGUUUGUGUUUACGCUCAAUUGUCUUUUAGUUGUUUGAUUUUUACUUUGCUUUGUGUUUUAUUUGCGUUCGGCCCAUUUAACUCUGGGAGCAAUUUGUUUAAGUGUAACCCAAACCAAUCGGUAACUGUUCAUGAAUUCUUUAUGGGCUGGAAGAGCCAAUAGCAUUUUCAUUCAGUGUUGUUCUUGCCAUCCAUCCAAAGAUGCACUUUAUGGUUCCUUCCAUCGAUAAGCGUCGACUAAAUAUCUAGUAAACGGGCUUGGUAAAGGUGUUUGAUUCAAAUUCAGACUUGGACUCAAUUUUUAGUUUAGAGCAGUUUGGAGUAUGAUUUCAAUUUUGUUUAAUAUUUAUUGUCAUUACUUACCCGUGUUCUUCCUCCCUUUUCUGUGUUUUGAAUCAUUUUUAUUUAAAAUUCAACAAACGUUUAACGAAAUUUAAAAAUGAAACACCAAAGUAUGGUUUACUAUAUUUUGUGACCAUGUCAUUUUCAAGUGCCUUCAUCAUUUCAAGUAUGAGUUGUAAAAAAAACAAAACAACAACAACACAUUAUUUUUGUACCUUUUUGUCUUUAUUUCUGCCAUCUUUGUGCCCCAACACAUUCAACACUCAGUGCACCGUAACGUUCUGGGCCUCUAACUUUUCUGUACGCCUCGGCUCACGACAACCAAUUGCCCGCAGCACCCUCUAAAGUGCUUUGCUACUACAGAACAAGUUUUUAAAUCUGCGUUAUGUUUUACUGACAUGUAAAAUCAUGAUGUCGAUGAUAAAGAUAACUGUGGAUAACUA